Thunnus maccoyii (southern bluefin tuna) is the source of this 5264-nucleotide messenger RNA. RefSeq names its product kringle containing transmembrane protein 1 (gene kremen1). The transcript is spliced from 9 exons. The coding region runs from base 893 to 2323 and encodes 476 amino acids. The record is from RefSeq and is a predicted model, not a curated record. Lineage: Eukaryota; Metazoa; Chordata; Actinopteri; Scombriformes; Scombridae. Gene Ontology annotation, biological process: multicellular organism development. Gene Ontology annotation, cellular component: plasma membrane.
AAAUUUUGAAUUUCUACUUCAGGAAAUAGUUAACAAGUAAAAUAAUUUCAACAUAAAUCAACAUGAUACAAUGCAGGAUCAUGUACAAAUCCUCCUCAUUCAAUUUCCUCUCUUUUCUAUACUAUAGCCAUAAACAUGGUGUAUUGCUGAGGUCUUUGUGUGCAGUUUAGUACUGAGCAUGCAUGUCAUAGCCCAGAGGUUCCCAAACCUAAUUGACCCCCAAGUAGAUUUAAACCUCACCAUAAAAAUCAACACAAUACACCCAUAAUAUUCCACAGGGGACUUAUUGUGUGCCUCUGGUACUCCAAUAACUGUCAAAGUUUAUGGUUCUGGUCUUCUGUGGUAUCUCUUGAAUGCCUGUAAUCACUAUAGGGACCUAAUAGUGAAUACAUAAUGAACUUUUGGUGCUUUAGUUUUUACCUUAUGAAAUUCCUAUAAUAUUCCUAUGAUGUUCUGUUGUAUUAUAACGUUAUUACAAUAGGAAUAUGCAGUCUUUAAGCGGAGAAGGCGGUUUACACUUUACUAACCUGCUGUUCACUGCAGCACUGAGUCCAGCCUCCAACCCCAGCACCGCCACCCUCCCUCCACCUCCCCUUUUCUUUCUGUUGCUUCCCCAGCGCUGCAGGUUGAAUCUAUUGCCCCUAUUUCCUGUCACAUGGGUUGGAAAUAGGAUCCCUGCUUUCUACUAUCUAGUCCCGUCUUUGUGGUGUCAGUGUAGUAGUUGCAGCUGAAGGACCUGCCUUGAAGUUCAGGGACUUUUAACGUCGACCAAAGUGCGACUGCUGCACAGACCCGGACAGUCAGUCAGCCAGUCCAGCAGCCCGCCGGUCUGCGCAUCCGUCCGUCAGGCUGCACUUCACCUGAGAGCCAGUUCAGACUCUUUAAUCACACGAUGGAUUCCUGGACAGUCACCUCUGCUCUUCUUCUCGCGGGGUUUAUUUCUUCCGCGGCUUUCAAUCAUUUCGAGACCGAGUGUUACACUGCCAACGGGGAGGACUACAGAGGCUUCCAGAACCAGACUAGCCUGCAUGGUGGUAAACCUUGCCUCUUCUGGAAUGAGACCUUCCAGCACCCUUACAACACACUCAAAUACCCCAACGGAGAAGGCGGUUUGGGCAGCCACAACUACUGCAGGAAUCCUGACGGGGACGUUCAGCCGUGGUGCUACAUUGCAGAUCAUGAAGACGGGAUCUACUGGAGAUACUGCGACAUCCCUACAUGCCAGAUGCCUGGGAACUUGGGCUGCUUCAAAGACAGCGGCGAUCCCCCCACCCUGUCCGGCACCAGUGAGACCUCCAACAAACUCACCAUCCAGAACUGUAUCAGCUUCUGCAGGAAGCAGAGAUACAAACUUGCCGGUAUGGAAUCAGGAUAUGCCUGUUUCUGCGGAAACGAAGUGGACCUGCGUGACCACGGAGAGUCACCUAGCAUGGAGUGUAACCACGUUUGCUUCGGCGACCAUACCCAGCCCUGCGGUGGAGACGGCUGGGUCAUCAUCUUUGACACUCGAGUGGGGGCCUGCGGUGGAAACUACAGCUCUCCAUCAGGAGUGAUCUACUCCCCUGACUUCCCAGACAAAUACUCGCCUGGCCGUGUUUGCUACUGGACUAUCCAGGUGCCUGGAUCCUUUGCCAUCCUCUUCAACUUCACCUUCUUCGACAUCUCUGACCAGACGGACAUGGUGGAGCUAUUGGACGGCUACACCAACCAGGUGGUUGCACGCUUUGACUGGCGCAGCCCACCACGGGAGCUGGUGAACAUCACAGGCGACUUCGUCAUACUCUACUUCUACUCAGACCGCACAAACCAGGCCCAAGGAUUUGCUCUGCUUUACCAAGCGCUGAGAAGCCAAGACACCAAAACAAUGGAUGCUGAAGGAGAGGACGAGGAUGAAGGAGAGGACAUCUCCAGCACGGUGGGGCCCCAGCUGGCCGGCAGCGUCACAGAGAGAUCCAACAGCACCUCUAAUGGACGUUCCUCCCAGAUCCUCUACGUGAUCACGUCCAGCCCCGGUAAACCGGAGCACAACAUGCCAGGUCAGUGGGCUGGACGCGGCGAGACCACCGGCCACAGCGCUAUGUGGACCAUCUACGCUCUGGCUGGUCUGCUCAUACUGACUGUCAUAGCCAUGGUGGCAAAGCUGCUGUUGCACAUCACAGUCAAGUCGCCCAACAUCCCAACAGUCAGUGGUUCAGACAGCUGCAGCCAGAGUACGGCCUCCUCUGAGCCCUGGAUCAUCCUGUACCGGCCCUCCACUAUCUCCCUCUUCAAGAAGAAGCUAAAGAACCACCACGGCGACCUCAGCCCCCUGGUGGGCAACUAGCGCCACUGCUGCGCUGCUACCGUUAACCAAACGCCACCACCACCCACAACUUCUCUGUACAAGGGCCGUCAGAUGCCAAGCCCUCAGACAAUGAAACUCUAUGAGGCGCUAAGCUAACAAGCCAACAACUGAGCGGCUAAUGACAACUGACUGAGUGACUGCUACUAAAUGGCCCGUACGUGGGCCGAAGUGGCUGGGCCCUCCCAUCCUGCUCAGCACCAAAGACAAGGAGGACAGACAGGGCUGUCAGUGACCACAGAGUGGGAGAGGAGAGCGAAAGAACGGAGUAAGAUCUGCAGCUCUGACAAAGACACAAGGACGCUUUUAACAUGCAGGGAAGCUUCACUGGCUCAGUGAGAUUCCAUUUCCAUCACACACGGACGUCCAUAACAAUCAACAUACUGUACCUCCCGAAAACCCUCCAGACUGCAGGCUCACCAGUGAAAACACAACACAGCCAGGCAAAGAAUAACGGCUAACUUCACUGUCUGUGUUCAGUUUAGGAAACAGGGAGCUUUACCUCUUCCUGGUGCUUUAGAGUCACAGUGGCAACCAAAUCAUCAGUAUCAAAGAGAGGAUGAAGAAACGGAGUCUUUGAUACACAUACACAUAUGCUGUAACACUUAACAGCUUAACAGUUUUAUAUAACUCUUCUAACUGCCUCAUAGGGAUGAUGAACACUUGCAGCCAAAAACCAGAAUCCUCCCAUCCAAAGAGUUGUGUAUUUAUUUGUGUCUUGAUUCUGUAAGCAAAGUGCUAAUGUUUCUUUUUGAUGUGUUUCACGUGACAAGCAGCUUUCUGAGGAGAGGGAAACAGGACAUGGAGACGUCACACCGAAGGUAGAUAUCACAGCACUUUGGGGAUGAAUCACUUGCUGUAAAAUGAAAAGAUCAGAGAGAAAGAGAACACGCUCGCCCACUCGUUCACUCAGCGCUCUUGCAGAUUUGGGUGGGGAGAAGAAGUAGCGUCGUUCGCUGGGGGGGUUGGGUGGCGCAGUUUGCAGACAAACUGCCAUUUAGGGAGGCUUGGGAAGAUCUGAGGGCUUUUUCUGCUCGGUUGUGGGUGGGAGUCUUUCCGGUUUGAUGGUGUUCAAGUGCCUUAAGGAUCUCCUCUUCCCUUGUCUCAGAUUCCUCACAUCUGUUUCUUUUACAAAGUGGACUAGGGUCCCACAAGAGUCUGCACUUCUUUAAAAUCAGCUGUAAACUCUGUAUGUUCAGAGUUUCAUUCCAAAAUAAGAUAACCACCAAAAUGUAAAGGAAAAAAAUUAUGCCACAUCUUGUACAGUGGUUGAAAACAUUGAAUCAAGAAUACAUCAUAGUCUUUUUAAGCAGAACACACUCAACUAAACACCUCUCCAGACUGGAUCUUUGGCAUUUUUGUUAUAUGAUGGACAUUAGAUGAUUUAUUUUUUUCUAAGAAGAACACAUAGUUAUUUGGAAUAGAAAUCUUCAUGUACUAACGGACAAGGCUUUAAAAGACAAUUUUGUUUUCUAAUUUCUGCGUUUGCUCUUAUAGUCUUAGUCUUGGACAUUUACUGAACAUAUUGUUCACAUUAAGUUGUCUUUUGAUUACAGGGGGGGGAUGAAUAUUGUUGUAUAUUAUGUAAUUCAGUGUGGUAAUGAUGAUAUGAUGAUAUUUAUGUCCGCUCUUUCAUUUUGUGUCUCGGCAAAGCAUUUGAGAGACCCGUCAAAGUGCUUUUUGUAUUUACUCAUCAACUGCAACUUUGUGGAAUGCAGCUUUUUUUUUUUCUCUUCUUUAGACAGCAGUAAAUUGCCUAAAUUCACAAGACGCUGCAGACACCGAAGCUUUUACUUGUCGCCUUGAUUUCAGGCCAAAAGGUUGAGCGCAAACAAUAUACCCAGACAGAAAUGUAACCAAAAGCACUCAAUGGUACUAUGCACAAGCUGACAGCAGGUUUGCAGCUGUGAGGGUUUUCUGUGCCAUUUAAACUACUUGUGAAAGGUCAAAGUCUACUGGUGCAACAUUGGCAUAGUAAUUGGCCUUUCCUGUCGUGGGACUGGAUGUUAGAGGGUCAAAAAUCUUCCAAUGACUGUCAGAAUACAUAAAGAAGAGACCCGAAACGUCAAUGCACUUAAAUUUGCUUCUAGUUCCACGUGAAACGGUACUUGUUUUUACUUUUUAAGUUCAGUCUCAGUGAAAAGAAAAAAUGCACUUAGAAGAUGUGCAACAACCUGAGCACUUGAGACAAAAGGUUAUAUUUUACACAUAAUGCAGCAUCACAGUGACAUUCAAAAGAGAGGAUUUAUAGCUUUCAAGAAUCAGACAGACUUUUAGGCCCAUAAAAAGACGAAUAACCUUUCUUCCCCAAUCAGAAGUUUGUAAAAAAUGUGACUCUGUCCUAUAUUCUGCCUGUCUGCUCAACUGUAACUCAUGUUAAUUAUUGCAAGGCAAGAGCACAUGCCCCUGGGUCUGUGAUGUUCAGAGCAGACCAUGCGUAGAGAGAGAGAAAAAAAAGGAGCGUGGAUGUGGGAGCGAUGGGAAAUUAAUGUGCGUUCAAAUCAAACACAAGCUAACGAAAUCUGACAGUUAAAAUCUAACAUGGGCAUAUUUGUUUGGAUAGCCUGGUGAAUUAUGCAAACUCCCAUUUUCUGUCCCGUCCUCCAGUCAAUCGGAAAAUUCCACGCUAUCUUCUGAGCGGUGGAAACCGUCUUUUCCAAAACUGUAGUUAAUGUGAAUGUCCUGUAGUGUUCGUUGAUGUGAAAACACCAGAAGCCCUGUGGAAAAUGAUCUCGAGGGGCCAAAACAUUGUUUUCAUGAAAUUGUACAUAGCAAAAUAGUGAAAAUUUUAAUUUAUACAGUAAAUUAUUGUUAUUUUGUAUGUGAAUGGGAUAUAAUCUAUCUUUUGUAUAAGUGAAGUACCUUUGUAGUUUUAUUUAAUGUGUCCUGGUUCCAAAAUAAACACUGUAUGCAUGUUUCUUAA